GUCCUGAUCUGUCAAUUCCCCUUCUUCAUGAUCUAUGUAUGAGCUGUUCCACAUCAGUGAUGUUUUUCCACUAGUCACUUUGAUCAUAUCCUGAUCAACUGCUUGGAGCAUGUUCAUAUAACUCAGCAAUUUUUUCCAAAUCCCCUGCAUGCAUUCUCCUCUAACUUCCUCCCAGAAAUUGCGUAAUGUUAGUGUACUCUAUCUGUUGCAGCUAGUGCCUGAGCAAAUGUAGUUCGUCAGCAGUGUGCCUUGAAGAUGGUGAUUGCACCUUGAUCCAUAGGCUGUUGUAUUGGCAGAGAGAUACCGACACCAACUUCGUCGUAGACCAGCCCAUAGCCCGCCAUACGGCAGUGUUUUGAACAUAAAUCAUAAUAUUGAACAUCUGCAAGUGAACAUCUGAGAAUGAUAACGUCAGCAAAUUAUGUGCUGCAACAUUGUAUGCCACAUUGAAAACAUAUUGCUAACAAUUAGAUGUACCAAAACAAAACAGAACAGACUGUCGUAAGUGUGGUUUGUCCCUACAUGUUGCAAGUGGAGGACUACCUGUGUAUGUUUUAGAUAGCUUGCGAGUAAAUAUUCAAAAAAAAAAACUUUAAAAAAUGACAAGUAAUAGAGCUGGCAAAUGUGAAUAUUAUCUUCUCCUUUAAUAUGGAGUGUUUUUGCAUCAGUAAGGAAAUUUCCUAGAGGUUUUCUACUGCUUCACAUAAGUUAGCACCUUCUUAUAUCUAAAAAUGGGAAGGAGUUCAGUGAUGAUUACCUUUUUAAAAUGGAAUCAUAUGAUUGCUAGAAAAUAUUUAUGUGAACCUUAGGUGUAACUCUAGUCAAGUACACAACACUGAAAACAAUCUGGAAAAGAGAUGUGGAUCAAAAUAGAUUAUGAGCCAGAUAUAUCUUGGGGAAGGGAAAAGAUCCAUCAUUUAUAAUAUGUAGCCUAUCCCAAGGGAGAGGAAAGACUGUUUCAUACUUGUUUAUAUUGCAAGCCUUCUCUUCCUCUGACAAAUAAAUUAAAUAGAAGCAAUCAGAAAAGAGGCAUCAAGUGACACAGUGGCAUGUGGGCUGGAGCUAGGGUUGGAGUCAGCGACGGGUUACCCAGUAAACAAGAUAAGCACGUGCUUAGGACAUCAACAGAACAGGGGCACCAAUUGUCCAAAGCAAAGACCCAUAGGUGCCAAACAGACAGGACACAAGGAAAAGCGAGUGCACAGCAAUGAUUCAAGAAAGACUCAAUUCAUUAUCCUUAUUACGUAUGGAAGUAGAUAUUGUUCAACAGCUUAAUUGUGAUGAAAUCAUUGAAGAAUUUGUAAGAGCAAAGCAUAGAAAUGUUUUUAGUUAUAUAACAUGGUAGAGAUGAAAGGUUAUCUAAAAAUAAAAUAUAAUGAUUUGUUGUAAUAUUUGUUUUCUGACCAUUAAAUUCUUUUAUGACGUCUUUUCAUUUGUUCAUUUAUAAUUAUAGCAUUUAUUAUGAAACUAGCAUCAAAAUCGAAGUAUGAGCCAUUCAAAACAAAAUUGGAAAAAGUAGACUUGGUCCCUUCCUGUCCUGUACCGUAUCGUCAAGCCUAAACAAAGCUUUCCAGUUCUCUGCAUCAGUUACCACUUCAUUGCCUCGGGGAAAACCUCCAGCAGCUCACUUAACCUACAUUACACUGGGGGAGCUUCUGUUUCCCGUCCCACUCUUUUCCUGCUCAUCUGCUAAUGCGGUAACUUGGAAGACAACUGUUGCCAGGAUAACCUGUAAUGGGCAAGGAGCCACAGAGAAGAAAACACUUCUUUUAAUUUUUAAACUUUGGUUUGGAAGACCAGCAUGUUUUGGAAGUUUGAUCUUCACUCAUCAUCCCACAUAGACACACUUCUAGAAAGAGAAGAUGUAACACUGAAGGAGUUAAUGGAUGAGGAAGAUGUUUUACAGGAAUGUAAAGCUCAGAACCGCAAACUUAUAGAGUUUCUGUUAAAAGCAGAAUGUCUCGAAGAUUUAGUCUCAUUCAUUAUAGAAGAACCACCUCAAGACAUGGAUGAAAAGAUCAGAUACAAGUACCCAAAUAUAUCUUGUGAGUUGCUCACUUCCGAUGUCUCCCAGAUGAAUGAUAGACUGGGAGAAGAUGAAUCCUUGCUAAUGAAAUUAUAUAGCUUCCUCCUAAACGAGUCCCCCUUGAACCCACUGCUUGCCAGUUUCUUCAGCAAGGUGCUAAGUAUUCUUAUCAGCAGAAAACCAGAACAGAUUGUGGAUUUCCUAAAGAAGAAACGCGACUUUGUAGACCUUAUCAUAAAGCACAUAGGAACCUCUGCGAUCAUGGACUUGCUGCUCAGGCUCCUGACAUGUAUCGAGCCUCCACAGCCCAGGCAAGAUGUGUUGAAUUGGUUAAAUGAGGAGAAAAUCAUCCAGAGGCUUGUGGAAAUAGUUCAUCCAUCGCAAGAAGAAGAUCGACAUUCAAAUGCAUCCCAGUCACUUUGUGAAAUUAUUCGCCUGAGCAGAGACCAGAUGUUACAAAUUCAGAACAGUGCAGAACCAGAUCCCCUGCUUGCCACUCUAGAAAAGCAAGAAAUUAUAGAGCAGCUUCUAUCAAAUAUUUUCCACAAGGAGAAAAAUGAAUCAGCCAUAGUCAGUGCAAUCCAAAUACUGCUGACUUUGCUUGAAACUCGACGACCAACAUUUGAAGGCCACAUAGAGAUCUGCCCACCAGGCAUGAGUCAUUCAGCUUGUUUGGUCAAUAAGAGUGUUCUAGAAGCCAUCAGAGGAAGACUUCGAUCUUUUCAUGAACUCCUGCUUGAGCCACCCAAGAAAAGUGUGAUGAAGACCACAUGGGGCGUAUUGGAUCCUCCUGUGGGGAACACCCGACUGAACGUGAUUAGGUUGAUCUCCAGUCUGCUGCAGACAAAUACCAGCAGCAUCAAUGGGGACCUUAUUGAGCUGAAUAGCAUUGGAGUCAUACUGGACAUGUUCUUCAAGUACACGUGGAAUAACUUCUUGCACACACAGGUGGAGAUUUGUGUAGCACUGAUUCUUGCAAGUCCUUUUGAAAACACAGAAAAUGGCACACUUACUGAUCGAGACACGACGGGUGACAAUUUGUUACUGAAACACCUUUUUCAAAAAUGUCAGUUAAUAGAACGAAUACUUGAAGCCUGGGAGAUGAAUGAGAAGAAACAGGCGGAGGGAGGACGGCGGCACGGGUACAUGGGCCACUUGACGAGGAUAGCCAACUGCGUCGUGCACAGCACUGACAAGGGCCCCAACAGCACCUCAGUGCAGCAGCUCAUCAAAGAUCUUCCAGAUGAAGUCAGGGAGCGAUGGGAGACAUUCUGCACAAGCUCCUUGGGAGAAACUAACAAGAGGAACACGGUAGAUCUAGUCACAACCUGCCAUAUUCAUUCAUCCAGUGAUGAUGAAAUUGACUUUAAAGAAACGGGUUUCUCACAGGAUUCUUCUUUGCAGCAAGCCUUUUCUGAUUAUCAGAUGCAACAAAUGACGUCCAAUUUUAUUGACCAGUUUGGCUUCAACGAUGAGAAGUUUGCAGAUCAAGAUGACAUUGGCAAUGUUUCUUUUGAUCGAGUAUCAGACAUCAACUUCACUCUGAAUACAAACGAAAGUGGAAAUAUUGCCUUGUUUGAAGCAUGUUGUAAGGAAAGAAUACAGCAGUUUGAUGACGGUGGCUCGGACGAGGAAGAUAUCUGGGAGGAAAAGCACAUUGCGUUUACCCCGGAAUCCCAGAGACGGUCCAGCUCAGGGAGUACAGACAGUGAGGAAAGUACAGACUCUGAAGAAGAAGACGGAGCAAAACAAGACUUGUUUGAAUCUCGUGGCGCCAAUGCGGAGGAUAAAAUGGAGGUAGACUUGAAUGAACCCCCUAGCUGGUCAGCCAACUUUGACGUCCCCAUGGAGACAACCCACGGUGCUCCGUUAGACUCGGUGGGCGCUGACGUCUGGAGCACGGAGGAGCUGAUGCCAACGAAGGAGACGGGCUGGGCUUCUUUUUCCGAGUUCACGUCUUCCCUGAGCACAAAAGACUCUUUACGGAGUAAUUCUCCCGUGGAGAUGGAGACCAGCACUGAGCCCCUGGACCCGCUGACCACCAGUGUGACUGCCCUCACAGCACAAGCGGAAGUGCCGGGCAGUGUGGCCAUGGAGGCCAGCUCUGACGGGGAGGAAGAUGCCGAGAGCACAGACAAGGUAACUGAGACAGUGAUGAAUGGCGGCAUGAAGGAAACACUCAGCCUCACUGUAGAUGCCAAGACAGAAACUGCAGUCUUCAAAAGCGAGGACGGAAAACUGUCUACCUCUCAAGAUGCUGCUUGUAAAUAUGUGGUGGAGGAGAGCCCCGAGAUGGCGGAGGUGAAGUCCGCGGCCCCCCAGCUCCCCAGCAGUAGCCCAGAGCAGAGGACUGACCAGCCAAGCGUGCCAGGCGACACGUCGGUCAAUGGCCCUGUAUGAUGAGUGAUGGCUGCUGCUGCUGACUGAGGACCGCAGACCGCUACCACCCAGGGGCUUCCGGAGGGUUCCACGGAGCCCGCUGAGCCAGUCACUGCUGCACUCACUCUGCAAGGGAUCAGGACCAGCAACCUUUCUACUCUAGAUUCUAAGACAUUGUACAGAGACAUUCAGACGUGUACAAAGAUUGCACAUUGACAAAUACCAAGAAUUUUUGCGUAUGUUUAUAUUGUAUUGUUCUAAAUCAUGGGUGGCCUGUGAAAUAAGAUCUUGCCGUCCAUGUAAUAAUAGUAGUAAUACUAUAGUUCAAAUGGCUGUAAGAAUAGUUUUAUAAAAGUGAUACACGGAUCUGUCGUAUGUGGACGUAACUAUCGGCAGUUACUGGUGUGACCAAAGUCUCGGGCAGUUUUCACACCGCCACCUGGUGCGCCACCCGGAGCCCGCUCUCCCUUGAGCGACAAGGAGUCACAGGGUUGAAAUGUCCUCCGAGUGUUCAUUUGGUUGUUCUGGCUCACAAAACGAUUUGGAUAAGAAAUCUUUGGUGUUCUUUUUAUAACCAGUUUUCAAUUGGUAACUGUUUAUUGUUUAAAAUGGAUCAAAAAUGUUAAGUCUCUUGGUAGAGAUUAAGUAUUUAUUGCUACAACUUAGUUGAUAAAUUGAUGUUCUUGUGAAGCCAUAUGUUCUGUUAAAGUCUUGUUUGCUUGAAAUGAUAAUCCCUACAGGUGAAACACUAGCAUAUUGGGAGUGUGUGUGGCUUGUGGUUUGGGUUUUUUGGUUUUGGUUUUUUGUUUGGGUAGUUCAUCUGCCUUUUUAACCCAUUCACCAAAAUUCCCCUUGUUAAGAAGCAUCACCAACGAACAUUUCAGAGCAAUCUGCACAUGUUGCAGACCUAAAUUAUAUCAGGCAAGUCCAUGGAAAAUGCUCGUGCUGCUAACGGAAGCUGAGUGCGUCCAUCCGGCAGGCUCAUGUUCUAAGGUGGAAACCAGCAUCUGGCGCCUCCACACGUCCUUUGUUGUCCCGUGUGUACCGUGCGAGGUCCCCACUCAUAAACUCGAAACCAGUGUAUUUUUUUUUAGAGCUGGUUUGUGUAUAUAUAUAGUGAUUAUGGAUACUAAUUCAAUGUAAUUUAUAAUUUUCUAUGUCAAUAUAAGAGUACAUCACAGCCUUCUCAAACAGCUGAAGCAAUAUACUGUAUAUUGCCAUAUCGUCUGGUGAAAGGGUUAAAUUACUUCACCUCUUGGCACUUUUAGAUGCAAAUCAGUUUCUCAUUUCUGUAAUAGAAAAUUAGUCACGUAUUUUUACAUCGUUCGCUUUUCCUGACCAGUAUUUAAAACCAAAAGGAUAUUCUGAAAAAUGGCCAACAAUUUUUUUUAGAAAUAGCAUCCCAAGCAGCGUGCCUCAACAUUACAUUGCAUACGGAAAUAAACAAAUCAAACAUCUAAUGCCUUAUUUCUUAUUUACUUUUUCCAUUUUAAAUGGUGUAGAAACUCUUCCGUGAGGUUUCCCAGGCCAGCCUAGCACUCCGAGGACAGUGGAAUCAGCAGUAGCCCCUGGGACAAAUGGCAGGGGUGGCUCACUUGACAUUUGCAUGCCUCCUCAGGAACCCUCUUGCUGCCCUGUGCUCCUCUCAGAAGAGACUUCUCGUGUGUUCGCAUGUGAACCUGGCUCGGCCGGAGAGCGGGUCCGUGUCAGUCGUCUCAGGACGCCUGGCUGCGUGGCCAGGACCACGGGGACCGCCACUGGAUAACGCACCUGUCCCACCUGGUAGAGAGCUUUGCAGGCCGAGGCCAAGGCUGGGCGGCAGUGGCGGUCCCGGCUGCUGCCGCAGUUUGGAUUUGGUUGGUUUUCCCAUUCCACCCAAGGUAACGGUGUCUUACUUCAUCCGACCUGCUGCUGGUUAACGGGCAUUGGGGUUUUUUAUUUGGGGUUGUAUUUUGUUUUGCUUUCUUAUAUGGCAGGAAAAGUCCAUGAGCAAGGGUAGAAAGUCCUUGAGGAUUGGAAGGUGGCAGCCCACGGGCCAGGAGCAAGGAUGCUCACGUAGUAGCUACUUUAAUUUCUGUGUAUCGGCCAUACUGAACUGCGAGACUAACAGAUGUCUAUGAUACCUGUAUUAAAAGUAACAUCAACGAAAAUAAAGCCUGACUUUUGUUUCUAGUACCCUUUUCUCCUGUCCUUGCUUGGGCUUUACUCAGCAGACGGGU
This is a messenger RNA of Trichechus manatus latirostris (Florida manatee), 6624 nucleotides long. RefSeq names its product protein phosphatase 6 regulatory subunit 3 (gene PPP6R3). Gene Ontology annotation, molecular function: protein phosphatase regulator activity; protein phosphatase binding. Bases 1802 to 4426 code for a protein of 874 amino acids. The transcript has 25 exons. Gene Ontology annotation, cellular component: cytosol; nucleus. The record is from RefSeq and is a predicted model, not a curated record. Lineage: Eukaryota; Metazoa; Chordata; Mammalia; Sirenia; Trichechidae.